AUGAGUAGAAGUCAUUCUAUCCUGUCCCUCCUCCCCCGACUACCUACUUCCUCAAGUCGCGAAGGAAACAACCGAUCCCACUCCCUGGAUCAUGGAGAAAAACUCCAUCUCCCUUCCAAAAUCCAGACAGCGGCGAUGGAGAAUGUGGUAUCCGGAUUCUGCCACAGGCCAAUUACGACACCCAACCAAACAAAGCGGGGUGGAAUUUACUCGCAACUCCACGACUUGACGCCAUUCAUUAUUUCACAGUCGACUAUUAAUAACUACAAGGGUAUUAUCGACUGGCAAUCGACUCUGCUCAUUCUCUGGGCCUGA
This is a messenger RNA of Aspergillus ochraceoroseus IBT 24754, 315 nucleotides long. RefSeq lists its product as uncharacterized. NCBI's taxonomy places the organism in Eukaryota, Fungi, Ascomycota, Eurotiomycetes, Eurotiales, Aspergillaceae. Bases 1 to 315 code for a protein of 104 amino acids. The record is from RefSeq and is a predicted model, not a curated record. The transcript has a single exon.